Messenger RNA from Linum trigynum, 954 nucleotides. NCBI's taxonomy places the organism in Eukaryota, Viridiplantae, Streptophyta, Magnoliopsida, Malpighiales, Linaceae. The record is from the annotation of a GenBank genome assembly.
AUGAAUCAGGGAGGUCUGGAUUUCAGGGAAUGGGCCAUGGAAAUGAAUUUGAUUGAUCAUAAGAUCCAUGGUUCAUCUUUCACCUGGUGGAACAAACAAUCAACAAAUCCAAUUGCGAAGAGGCUUGAUCGGUUUCUUGUAAAUGAGGAAUGGUUUAUAUCUUUUCCUCAGAGUGUGGCUAGAACAUUAGCUCCUGGGGUAUCAAAUCAUUGUGGUCUGGUUUUGGAUUCAGAUCCAAAGUUAGGCUCACUCCCCAAGCCUUUUAAAUACUUCAAGUUUUGGCAGAAACACCCCCAGUAUUGGACCCUACUGGAAGAAGCGUGGAGUGGAGAAGCUAGGGGACUGUCAUACCAAAGAUUUUACUACAAACUAAAGCAAUUCAAAGCCAAACUGAAGCAAUUAAACCUCUCGGAGUAUUCUGAAAUAUCUGAGAGAGCAAGAGCAGCAGAGAAGGCCCUUGAACAGCAGCAGCAGUUGGUUCUCCAGGAUCCGACUGCAGAAAAUGUGGGAAAGGAAGCCGAAUUGGCAGCAUUAUGCCAUGACACUCAACGUGCAGAAGAAAGCUUUUUCAGACAGAAGUCCAGGAUAAGAAGCAUUCAGGAAGGUGAUGCAAAUACUGCUUAUUUCCAUGCCAUGGUGAGAAUCAGAAAUCAUAAGCAAACCAUUAUGAAACUAGUAAGAGAUGAUAAUACAGAAGUGAUAGAGGUAAAAGAAAUGGGGGAGGUAGCUGUUGCAUUAUAUAAGAGACUUUCGGGAGAGGUUGAUAAAGAGGUCCAGUAUAACACAGUAGACUAUUUCCAGAAUCAGCUAAGGCAGAGGUUAGAUCCAGAAGGUAUCCAAGUGUUGUUAGCACCAGUUACUAGAGAGGAGAUCAGGGAAGUAUUCAAGAAGAUGCCAAAUGAUAAAGCCCCAGGUCCAGAUGGCUUUACUGCUGAAUUUUACAAAUCAGACUAG